ACAUUUUCACCUUAACCCACACCCCCUUCUUCUUCCUCUUCACACCUCUGUUUCUUUCUCGUUUUCCUCCAUUGAUUAGCUUCAUCUAUUUUUCCCUUCAAGAACCAGUUCAUCACUAGUGGUGUCUGUGACUUUGAUUAAGCUUUUUAUUUUCAUGCAAAAGUCUUGGGAAAGAAAUUGUGAACACAGACAGUGCUUAAAGUUACAAACUUUAAUGCUUUUAGAACAUACCCACAAAGAGCUUUCUUUGGUUUCAACUCUUUCUGGUUUUUGCUUCAAAGUUUUAGAUGAUAGCUAGCUCCUUCUGCAAUGCUGAUUCUAUGUUUUCUAUUGAAGAGGGGAUAGAUGUUAGAAAGAUGAUGGAACAUAAAAGGACCCUUUGCUCUGUUGAUCAAAGCAAUUAUAAUUCAAUUGCAUCUAAAAAGCAAAAGCCUGAUUUAUCGAUCACCACUAAGGAUAGAAAGGAAAAGAUUGGUGAACGAGUUGUUGCUCUACAGCAGCUUGUUUCUCCAUAUGGAAAGACAGAUACAUCUUCUGUUCUAAAGGAGGCGAUGGAAUACAUAGGGUUCCUUCAUAAACAAGUUAAGCUGCUUAGUGCCCCUUAUCUCGAAACUACACCAGCAACCCAGAUGCAGGAUUGUUUACCUUUGCAGGAUACAGAGUCAUGCAGCUUGAGGAGUAGAGGGUUAUGUCUUGUUCCUGUAUCAUUUACUAUUGGAGUUGCCGAGGGCAAUGGUGCAGACAUUUGGGCUCCAAUCAAGACCACUUCGCCCGGUUCUGAGAAUGAUGUUUCUCAAAGUCAGUGAUUAAUUUUGUCAGCUGAGUAGCCUUAAGGUAGCCAAGCUGCUAAACCAGUGUAUUAGCAUUAAAAUUUGUCAUCUAUUAUAGAUGGAAUCAUUAUCAUAAUACCUAAAAUAGUCAUAAGCUUUAAGAACUCUUCUAUGAAGAAGUUAUCCCAUUCCUUAAUAAUUUUAAACUGGUUAAGGGGAUAAGCUUUCAAGUACAUAUGGAUUCAGUUUUAUGUGCUGAUUUUUAAGUGUAUAUUGAAAAAUUCUACUUGUAUGAUGAAUGAUUCCAUGUACUGAUUAACCUAAUGAAAUUCAGUUCUUUAAUGCUU
Vicia villosa (hairy vetch) is the source of this 1117-nucleotide messenger RNA. Its product is annotated as transcription factor bHLH153. Gene Ontology annotation, cellular component: nucleus. The transcript has 6 exons. The coding region runs from base 288 to 806 and encodes 172 amino acids. The record is from RefSeq and is a predicted model, not a curated record. Lineage: Eukaryota; Viridiplantae; Streptophyta; Magnoliopsida; Fabales; Fabaceae. Gene Ontology annotation, biological process: regulation of transcription by RNA polymerase II. Gene Ontology annotation, molecular function: DNA-binding transcription factor activity, RNA polymerase II-specific; RNA polymerase II cis-regulatory region sequence-specific DNA binding; protein dimerization activity.